CUUUGUCACGGAACCAAGCCUAGUACCAAUAGAAGACUUAAAAUUUGGUAGAAUGUCAUUCAAAGGGUUUAAUCCAGAAUUAGAAAAGUUAGUGAAGAGGCUAGAGACAGAAGGAGAGCUGGCAGCUUCAGAAGAGAGAGAAAAAAUGAACAGUGUGGAUGAUGAAGAAAUGGCAAAUAGAUAUGAAUCGCUUGUGGGUACAAUAGCAAAAAAAUUUACCAAAAAGCGUCAAAGAUCAUCAGCAAAAGAUGAUGAACAAGAGGAAAGAGACUCUGUAAAAAGAAAAAAGAGUAAAAAAGAAUUCAUGAAACCCAGUGAUGACUGAGAUACAUGCGGUUUUCCAACAAGUUAAUUAUAAAAAUGGGGUCUAACUGUCAAAUCAGCCAAACUGUCAAAAUGCUAGGUCCGCCAUAUUUUAACCCAGAAGGAUAUAGCAGACACAAUCCUAGGAGCCUCCAAAUGGUGAAUCUCUUAAAAUAUGGGUCCUGUUUGAUGAAAUGUCCUUUUGAUAUAAAAAGAUGCCUGCCUUACUUCUUUAUUGGGAAUAUGGUCUUUAAACCAAGCAGCAAAAAUAAUUUAAGAUUUCCUUUUAUGAUUGUGACCCUCAGUGGCAACAUUG
Lingula anatina is the source of this 619-nucleotide messenger RNA. Its product is annotated as M-phase phosphoprotein 6. Gene Ontology annotation, biological process: maturation of 5.8S rRNA. NCBI's taxonomy places the organism in Eukaryota, Metazoa, Brachiopoda, Lingulata, Lingulida, Lingulidae. The record is from RefSeq and is a predicted model, not a curated record.